GUGCAGCUCUCUUCAUCGCCCUGUGGCCACCAGGCGCCCUCAGGCCAUUCAGAGGCAGGAAGAGGGGGCGCUAUGAAGGCAGCCAGGCCCCAGGUGAACCACAGCCAUGGGGGAAGCCAGCGGGCCCCGAGCCCCCUGCAGUCCCCUCUCCGAUCCGCUGCCGUUCCCUCUCAGGCCUAUGAGACCUACAUUGAGAAUGGACUCAUAUGCCUUAAACACAAAAUUAGAAACAUCGAGAAAAAGAAGCUCAAAUUGGAAGAUUACAAGGAUCGCCUGAAAAAUGGAGAGCAACUUAAUCAAGACCAAUUAGAAGCAGUGGAGAAGUAUGAAGAAGUGUUACAUAACUUAGAAUUCGCCAAGGAGCUUCAGAAAACCUUUUCAGGACUGAGCCAAGAUCUACUUAAAGCUCAGAAGAAGGCCCAGAGAAGGGAGCACAUGCUGAAACUUGAGGCGGAGAAGAAAAAGCUUUGCACCAUCCUCCAAGUUCAGUACGUAUUACAGAACUUGACACAGGAGCAUGUGCAGAGGGACCUGAAGGAGGGCUUGAAUGGUGCAGUGUAUUUGCCUUUAAAAGAACUCGACUACCUCAUUAAAUUUUCCAAACUGACCUGCCCAGAAAGAAAUGAAAGUCUGAGUGUUGAAGACCAGAUGGAGCAGUCCUGCUUGUACUUUUGGGACCUUUUGGAAGGUAGUGAGAAAGCAGUGGUAGGAACGACAUACAAACAUAUGAAAGAUCUACUGUCUAAAUUGCUGAACUCAGGCUAUUUUGAAAGUAUCCCAGUUCCAAAAAAAGCUCAGGAAAAAGAAGUAUCAGUGGAGGAAGAAAUGCUAAUGAAAUCAGAGAAGAAAAAACAAUUAUUGAAGACUGAAUCUGUCAAAGAGUCAGAAUCUCUUAUGGAAUUUACACAGCCAGAGAUACACCCGCAAGAGUUUCUUAACAGACGCUACAUAGCAGAAGUAGAUUAUUCAAGCAAACAGCAUGACGUGCAGUCUUGGGAAGCAGAUUAUGCUAGAAAACCAAACCUCCCGAAGUGCUGGGAGAUGCUCACCGAGCCAGAUGGCGAGGAGGGGAAACAGGACUCCUUCGAGUCCUGGGAGUCUUCCGUUAAGCUCCAGGAGCUGGCAAAGCCUGCGGUUUCCUCAGAACACAGGGAACAAGAGAUGGCGAAGCUCAGGGCCGCUCUGCAGGAAGAGAAGCCGCAGGACGUCCCCAAAGCCAAGCUAGCUCCUAGCCGGUGGAAGCCAGAGACGCCUAAAUCCAAAGCAGGGUACGUUCCCGAGGAACAGAAGAAGCCGGAGACACCAAAGCCUUGGCCAGUGCAGCUGCAGAAAGAGCAGGAGCCAAAGAAGCAAACCGCAAAGUCCUGGGCCCCUUCUCUGCAGGGCGAGCAGGACCUCAGCAAGCCGUGGGCCGCUCCCCUGCGUGAAGAGCCGGGCUCGGGACAGCCGGACACUCCCGCGUCCUGGGGAGACGACGCUGAGGGUGAGAAGCCCCCUUCAGCACCACGGUCACCCAGUUCCCCCGAGCCCUGGGGCGCGGCUGCAGGGAGCCUCGCACCCAGCCACCGGCUCCUGCCCGGGAAGUUUAACGCGGACCCCAAAGAUGUGCCUGAGCCUGUGCAUCAGCCUGUAGGUUCUUCCUCUACCCUUCCAAAGGAUCCAGUGUUGAGGAAAGAAAAACUGCAGGAUCUGAUGACCCAGAUUCAAGGAACCUGUCACUUUAUGCAAGAAUCUAUUCUGGAUUUUGACAAACCUUCAAGUGCAAUUCCAUCGUCACAGCCGCCUUCAGCUACUCCAGGUAGCCCAGUAGCAUCUACAGAACAGAAUCUAUCCAGUCACAGUGAUUUUCUUCAAGAGCCAUUACAGGCUGCUGCUUCUCCAGUUACUUGUAGCUCAAAUGCUUGCUUGGUUACUGCUGAUCAGGCUUCUUCGGGAUCUGAAGCAGAGUUUAUGACCUCAGAGACUCCUGAGGCAGCAGUUCCCCCGAGCAAGCAGCCACCUUCACUGGCCUCUCCAAAUCCUCCCACGUCAAAGGGCCCUGAGCAGGGCUUCCAGUCACCUCCAGUGAGCAGUGGUUCAGUAGCUGUUAGCUCAGCGCCCUUUCAAGCCAUGCAGACAGUAUUUAAUGUUAAUGCACCUCUGCCUCCACGGAAAGAACAGGAAAUAAAAGGGUCCCCCUAUUCCCCUGGCUACCAUCAAAGUUUUACUACAGCAAGUACACAAACACCACUCCAGUGCCAACUGCCAGCUCUACAUGUGGAACAAACUGUCCUUUCUCAAGAGACUGCAGCAGGUUAUCCUGAUGGAGCUAUUCAAGUAAGCAACGGGAGCCUUGCCUUCUACCCGGCACAGACGAAUGUGUUCCCCAGGCCCUCUCAGGCUUUCGUCAGUAGCCGGGGGUCUGUGAGAGGAUGCACUCGGGGGAGAUUACUGACCAACGCGUACCGGUCCCCUGGUGGCUAUAAAGUUGUUUAUUUAUUAGGUUUUGAUACUUAUAGAGGACCUCCUUCAGUUUCCAAUGGAAAUUACAGCCAGCUGCAAUUCCAGGCAAGAGAGUAUCCCGGGACGCCUUAUUCCCAAAGGGAUAAUUUCCAGCAGUGUUACAAGAGAGGAGGGACAUCUGGUGGUCCUCGGGCAAAUUCAAGAGCAGGGUGGAGUGAUUCUUCUCAGGUGAGCAGCCCAGAAAGAGACAGCGAAACCUUUAACAGCGGCGACUCUGGCCAAGGAGACUCCCGCAGCAUGACGCCUGUGGACGUGCCGGUGGCAAACCCAGCCGCUGCCCUGCUGCCGGUCCACGUGUACCCCCUGCCCCAGCAGAUGCGGGUGGCCUUCUCCGCAGCCAGAACCUCCAACCUGGCGCCUGGGACCUUAGACCAGCCCAUUGUGUUUGACCUGCUCCUGAACAACUUGGGGGAGACGUUCGACCUUCAGCUCGGUAGGUUCAGUUGCCCGGUGAACGGCACUUACGUUUUCAUCUUUCACAUGCUGAAGCUGGCGGUGAACGUGCCGCUGUAUGUCAACCUCAUGCGGAACGAGGAGGUGCUGGUGUCUGCCUACGCCAACGACGGCGCCCCGGACCACGAGACGGCCAGCAACCACGCCGUGCUGCAGCUCCUCCAGGGGGACCAGAUCUGGCUGCGGCUGCACAGGGGGGCCAUUUAUGGGAGCAGCUGGAAAUACUCUACGUUCUCGGGCUACCUUCUUUAUCAAGAUUGAAAGUCAGCACGGGAUUGAGGACAGACGGUGAUGUUCUGCUCAGUGGGAGUAGAGGAAAAGACGAAUUGGCUUAGGGAAAUGUUUUCAUUCCUAGAGGAAGGAGGAGGGUCCUUAUUUUUGUUUUCCUCCCCAAGGUGAAAAAACAUCAAGCUGAAUGACAAUUAGCACUAAUCUGGCACUUUAUGAAUUGUGAUGUAGCCUCGCUAGUCAAGCCGUGAAUGUAUAUUGUUUGCACUUAACCCUUAACUGUAUUAACGUUCAGCUUACUAAACUGACUGCCUCAAGUUCAGGCAAAUUAUAAUGCCUUGUUGUGCCUCAAUAAAGAAGUUACAUGCACCCCGGUGUUCUUACUUGAUUAAACAUUUAGCUGAGAGGUAAAAUAUUUUUUGUAUUCAUCACUGAUAACUCUGGAAUAAGAUUAUUUAUGGGUUCAUACUAAUAUAUGAAAAUAAGCCAUUUAUAUAUAACAGUUCCUUUUAGAGUCACUUUUCUCUGAUAUUAUACAUGUCACCCAUCAAAAGAUUUUUGUUUUGCAUUGGCUAAAUCACAUAUUUUCCUUGAAGCUAUCUUGCAGUAGGACAUGCGCUGUCCUUUAGUUAGGUAUCUUCAAGUGCCUAAUUCAUGUAUAACAACACAAGAUACUACGACUGGUCCACCAUCAGGAAGGCUUACGCUUUCCAGUGGAUUCUCAAGUUGAGUGGCAACAUGUUUAGUCAUCAAAAGGCGUAGGUCUGUGGUCAGGCAGUGCUGUGUUUGAAUUCUGAUUUUGCCCCUUAGUAACUGACCUUGGGCAAGUUAUUUUACCUCUAAGAUCGAUCGAUCUCUUUCUUCCAAAAGACCAUUUCCCCAAGUGUACAAUGGAGAUGAUGGAUCAACCUCGUAGAGCAGCUGUGAAAUUCAA
Miniopterus natalensis is the source of this 4117-nucleotide messenger RNA. The record is from RefSeq and is a predicted model, not a curated record. NCBI's taxonomy places the organism in Eukaryota, Metazoa, Chordata, Mammalia, Chiroptera, Miniopteridae.